This is a messenger RNA of Entelurus aequoreus (snake pipefish), 1335 nucleotides long. RefSeq names its product modulator of smoothened a (gene mosmoa). The record is from RefSeq and is a predicted model, not a curated record. Gene Ontology annotation, cellular component: Golgi apparatus; ciliary membrane. Gene Ontology annotation, biological process: negative regulation of smoothened signaling pathway. The transcript is spliced from 3 exons. NCBI's taxonomy places the organism in Eukaryota, Metazoa, Chordata, Actinopteri, Syngnathiformes, Syngnathidae. The coding region runs from base 696 to 1199 and encodes 167 amino acids.
CACUCCGCCUGGACUGCAACCAAGUGGGUGUUCAUGUUCGAGUUCGCUCGACCAGCAGGCAGAACGGGAGCUUCGGCUAACGGUGGAAGCCAAACAGCAGCGUCGGUGCCCUUCUACCGGACACUUUUGGACAUUUAACGAGGCGUUGUGUGUGUGUGUGUGCGCCCCUCACCACCGGAGAACACCGCGGAGGGAACUAAGAAAACAGAGCGGGUACCAAAUGCUAACAAAACAGAGCGGGUACCAGAUGCUACCCCAGUGAGUACCAGAUAGCACCACACGGUGAUGGAGUCACUUUCCUCCACAGUGCUGUAAAACAAACACGGAUCCUCCCCCUGGUGUGGGAGUGAAAUGUUACCCAUGUCGAGCAGCCUGUGGGCCGCAGCGCGACUCACGGAGUCCGGGAAGCUGUUAGCCGCCUGCUAGCUGCUGCCUGCCGGAUGCUGCUGCUGAACAUCCAGAGGACAACAAAAGAGGAGCUUCUUGUUUGACCCUUUGAGAUGUGAUGUGUGGCGUCGUUGUGUAGCUGCGAGCUCUCUGGAGCUAACGACAUUGUUGCAGAAUGCCCAGCGGAAACACGCCAGGGGGGGCGAGGUUAGACUGACACCAGCCGGCCUGCGGUCCCCCUGGUCCGGGUCACAUUGGACUUCUCCCUCCCUACCCGCGCACUCAACAGCCUCACUGGAUGAAGAAAUAUGGAUAAACUGACCAUCAUUUCAGGGUGCCUCUUUUUGGCCGCUGACAUAUUUGCAAUUGCCAGCAUUGCGAACCCAGACUGGAUCAACACUGGAGAAUCAGCAGGUGCUCUAACAGUUGGUCUAGUUCGGCAAUGUCAGACCAUCCACGGACGAGACCGGACCUGCAUCCCGCCACGGCUGCCCCCUGAGUGGGUCACCACGCUUUUCUUUAUCAUCAUGGGCAUCAUCUCCCUCACUGUCACCUGCGGACUCCUCGUGGCAUCGCACUGGCGUCGAGAAGCCACCAAAUACGCCCGCUGGAUUGCCUUUACCGGCAUGAUCCUCUUCUGCAUGGCGGCGCUCAUCUUCCCCAUAGGCUUCUACAUCAACGAAGUGGGAGGCCAACCCUACAAGCUGCCCAACAACACCGUGGUGGGCUCCUCCUACGUGCUCUUCGUCCUCUCCAUCUUCUUCACCAUCGUGGGACUGCUCUUUGCAGGCAAAGUUUGCCUCCCGGGCUGAGGCUUUCCACAAAAGGUGGGAUUUUGCAGAACACGCGACGACUGAAAAUCUUAGGAUGACAAACUCGGGUGAGUUUUUUGGGGGGACUUUAAUGACGUAUUGAACUCCUAAAAUGAAAAUACAUCAACACACAAAG